Phialemonium atrogriseum is the source of this 2137-nucleotide messenger RNA. RefSeq names its product putative peptide transporter ptr2 protein. NCBI's taxonomy places the organism in Eukaryota, Fungi, Ascomycota, Sordariomycetes, Cephalothecales, Cephalothecaceae. Gene Ontology annotation, biological process: transmembrane transport. The record is from RefSeq and is a predicted model, not a curated record. The transcript is spliced from 3 exons. Gene Ontology annotation, molecular function: transmembrane transporter activity. Gene Ontology annotation, cellular component: membrane. The coding region runs from base 251 to 2137 and encodes 628 amino acids.
AGGACAAUACAACCGGUGUCAAAACUCCCAUGUGCGUCGAGAGGGGUCGGAUGGUGCAAUGGAUGCCAUCAAGCCCAAUGCACCACCUCGCCUAUCUUCGCGGUAUUCACCGUCGUUUAAUUAAUCGCCUUAUCGACCAGGUAAGGUAGGUAUAAAGCCAGAUGCCCAGCUUUCGUUUGCGGAGCCCGUCUGGGCAUGCAGACGGCUUGUUCGCUCGCAAUCCCCGGUCUCGCGCAACCAAGUCUUUGCUAUGGAUACCGCCACCGCUAUCCCCACAGUUGGGGGGUCCGUCGGCGCCGUGGUCGACAAGGGUCGGCCGUCGGCAGACCACGUCCCCGUGCCAGCCUACAUCCCGCCGGACGAGCUGGACGCCGCUGCCCAGGAUGCCAUCGCUCACGGACUCAUUCUGCCCACCGAGGAGGAUAAGAAGACGCUCCGCCGCGUCGCCGGCGAGCUGCCGGCCUCGUGCUACUACCUCUGUGCCGUCGAGUUCGCCGAGCGCGCGUCGUACUUUGGCUGCUUCCAGGUCUACAAGAACUUCAUCCGCGCGCCCCUGCCCCCGGGCGGGCCCGGCACCGGCGCGAGCGGCAAGGGCUCGCAGUACACGGCCGGCGCCCUGGGCAAGGGUUCCGUCGUGGCCACAGCCAUGACGGAGGCGUUCAGCUUCCUGUCGUACGCCCUUCCCAUCUUCUUCGGCUGGCUCGCCGAUACCAGGUAUGGUCGCUUCAAGAUGAUUUGCUGGGGUGUUGCCGUCUGCGGCCUCGCCCAUAUCAUCAUGAUCAUCUCGGCCCUGCCGCCCGUGCUCCAGUCCGGGCAUGCCAUUGGCCCCUUCGCCCUGUCGCUGUACAUGCUGUCCCUCGGCGCGGCCCAGUUCAAGCCGAACAUCGCCCCGACCAUCAUGGACCAGAGCCCCCACAAGGUUUCUCACGUCAUCACGAGGAAGAACGGCGAGAGGGUCAUUGUGGAUCCCGAGGCGUCCAUCAACAGCGUCAUGCUGUGGUUCUACCUGUUGAUCAACAUCGGCGCCAUGUUCGGCAUCCCCACCACUUACCUCGCCAAGCUCGUCGGCUACUGGGCCGCCUACCUGAUCCCAACCAUCCUGUACCUGAUCCUGCCGCCGCUGCUGUGGUAUCUGAACCCACGCCUGAUCAAGCAGCCACCGGGCGGCUCCGAUCUCAGCAACGUCUUCAAGGUGCUCGGUGACUGCUUCCGCCACGGUGGUCUGAAGAGCAUCGGCCGCAAGGGCUUCUGGGAGCCGGGCAAGCCGAGCGUGCGCGCCGCCGCCGGGAGCACAAAGGUGUACGGGUAUGAUGACAGGUUCGUCGACGACGUGCGCCGCACGUUCCAGGCCUGCGGCAUCUUCCUGUUCCAGCCCAUCUUCCAGAUCAACGACGGCGGGCUCGGCGCCGCUGCCAACGCCCUCACCGCUGGUAUGCAGACUGAUGGCCUUCCUAACGAUCUUUUGGACAAUUUGAACGCUGUUAGCAUCGUUCUCUUUGUCCCCAUCAUGAACAACGGCAUAUACCCUCUCCUCCGCAGGUGGGGGAUAAAGUGGGGAGCCAUCUCCCGGAUGACCUUCGGCUUCGCGCUCUGCACCAUCGGCUCAGUCGGGUUCCCGGUGCUGCAGUACUACGUGUACAAGACGUCCCCGUGCGGCUACAACGCCACCACGUGCGCUGACAUCCUGCCCGAGGGCGAAGACUCGCUGUCGUCGGUGUCGUACGCGCUCUACUCGAUCCCCAUCGUCCCGACGGCGCUGUCCGAGAUCUUCAUCAACGUCACGGCCUACGGCAUCGCCUACGCCCGCUCCCCCAAGAACAUGAAGGGCCUCGUCAACUCGCUCAACCUGUUCAUGACCGCCAUCACCGCCAUCAUCGGCCUCGCCACCGCACCGGCCAUCCGGGACCCGUACCUCGUGUGGGCGUUUGCGGGGCCCACCAUCGUCGGCGCCGCGCUCACCGUCGUGUUUUGGUUUACGUUCCGGCACUUGGAUGAGGAGGAGUUUGUCAUCAACACGUCGUUUGGCGACUUCAAGGACUCGGACAGCGAGGGGGAGAGGCACGAUCAGGAGGCUGCGGUGGUGGAUGAUGAGAAGAGGGUUUUGGCCGUGAAGGGGGAUUUGGCUGAGAAGGCCUAG